Molecule: messenger RNA, 1338 nt
Organism: Penicillium lagena
Lineage: Eukaryota; Fungi; Ascomycota; Eurotiomycetes; Eurotiales; Aspergillaceae
Product: glycoside hydrolase family 76 protein
Exons: 3
Coding region: 1-1338 (445 amino acids)
Biological process (GO): carbohydrate catabolic process; fungal-type cell wall biogenesis
Molecular function (GO): mannan endo-1,6-alpha-mannosidase activity
Source: RefSeq, a predicted model, not a curated record
AUGCGAACCCGGACAGCCUUGACUGCCGCAGUUUUGGCGGGCACUGUCUCGGCCAUUAACCUCAACAUCGACAAUGAGCAAUCCAUUAAAAAUGCCGCUGCCACAGCCGCCUUCAACACCAUGGUUAAUUAUACCGGUAAUCAAACGGGACAAAUUCCAGGCUAUAUCCAAGGUGGCUGGUGGGAAGGCGGCGCUCUGUUCCAGACGAUGAUCCAGUACUGGUACUUCACUGGUGACACCUCGAAUAACGCCGCUGUCAGCCAGGGCAUGUAUUGGCAGCGUGGGAGCGGUGACGAUUUUAUGCCUUCCAACUGGAGCUUAUCCCUUACGAACUCCGAUCAGAUGCUGUGGGGCCUAGCUGCUAUGACCGCCGCUGAGCUUGACUAUCCCCAGGAGUCUUCAAUGCCUUCAUGGGUGAGCCUGGCCGACGGUGUAUUCGACACUCAAACCAGACGAUGGGACAACGAGGUCUGCAAUGGCGGCCUGCGAGAUGGGAUUCAAACGUUUGAUAGUGACUAUGACAUAAAGACUGCCAUGGCCAACGGAGGACUCUUUCAGCUGGCUGCACGUCUGGCUCGCUUUAAGAAUACUGAUCAUUACUAUAUUGGCUGGGCCGAGAAGGUUUGGGAGUGGAGCGAGCAAGUCUCGCUUGUCGACACGAAGAGUUGGAGGCUAACGGAAGGAAUAUCCACGUCGGAUGGUUGUAAGUCAAUAAGUGAUCUCCAGUGGACGUACAACUAUGGCCUGUAUCUCGGAGGAGCAGCGUACAUGUACAAUGUGACCGGGAAACAAACAUGGAAGAAAGGUCUUGAUGGUCUUUUGCAAACCACUUUCGAUACCCUCUUCCCAAAGGCAUACGGAGGGAAUAUUAUGUCCGAGACUGCUUGUGAAGCAGAGGACAUCUGCAAUUCCUCAGAGGAUAUAUACAAGGGACUCCUCGCCUCCGACCUCCUAUUCGUGAGCAUUGUCGCGCCAUAUACCGCUGAAAGCAUCACUUCACGCCUACGGGGAUCUGCUGUUGCGGCGGCGAAAUCAUGCACCGGCGGUAAUAACAAUACCCUAUGUGGCCAGCGCUGGUACAAUUCAACGUGGGAUGGAACUGCGACCAUUGAAGAUCAGAUGAGCGCUGUCAACAUCCUUACGGCAGCCCUGGCCUCCUACGUACAUGUUAAUACGUCGAGCCCGAUUUCUUUGAACGCGACCCAAUCAGCCUCGAGCAUCGCUGCAGCCGCCACCAAGUCGAAUGGUGCCGUCGCCCUCACACAUGGCAGUAUGAGCACCUUGCCCCUUAUUGUGGUAGGUAUUAUUUCCGCUCUUCAAGGGAUUGUCUACUUUUAG